CCAGCGAAAACACCACCUGAGAAUUCUCAAAGCACUGCUCUACACUAAUAAUGGACAGAAUGACCUGUAAAGUUGUAAGGUCCCAAAUUCCUUUCUUUUCCAACCAUUGAAUGCAGAUAACUUACAGCUUACACUAGUGAAAGAAGCAGGUGCAAUGCAUUCCAGAUUUUGCUCUAUUUAAAGCUCCAGAAGCCUCAGAGAUGUAACAGCAGAGUCGAACGUUAAAUCAGAUCUGCUUAGACACACAAGAGAGGAAUGGAAAAAUCAGAGCCAAUCCCGUAUUCCACUUAUGUUGUACCUGCCCUCCUCUUGCUUGGAUGGCUUGUCGGGUGUGUAUUAAUGGUUUGGUUUGUCUUCUCUUAAAAGAGGGAAAGAAGCCUUUGCAAAAGAACUUCGGGAAUUGGAGGAAGAAAUGCCCAUUUCUUGUUUAAAUAUACUGUGCAAACUACUGUAUGUUACAAUGAAGACAUGAUAUAUACUUUCUGUCUGCAAAGUGCUAAAUGCAGAACUCAUAACCAAAGCAAUUUUGUAGCCUUUAAGAAACUUUUGUAUUAAAACUGAAUUGGAUGUUUA
This is a messenger RNA of Lacerta agilis (Sand lizard), 573 nucleotides long. It is a transcript of the gene STRIT1, whose product is annotated as small transmembrane regulator of ion transport 1. The transcript has 3 exons. Gene Ontology annotation, biological process: regulation of slow-twitch skeletal muscle fiber contraction; regulation of ATPase-coupled calcium transmembrane transporter activity. NCBI's taxonomy places the organism in Eukaryota, Metazoa, Chordata, Lepidosauria, Squamata, Lacertidae. The coding region runs from base 256 to 363 and encodes 35 amino acids. The record is from RefSeq and is a predicted model, not a curated record.